AUGGAGGGUGCGCACACGGGCCCAUCCGGGCGCGACCCGAUGGGGGCACCGGACCCGGGCGAGUACGCGAGUGGGGCGGAGGUGGAAUACGACGACGACAUCGACCGCGACGACGUGGACGAGGCGGACUUCGACGACGAGUACGACGAGGUGGAGCCCGACGACGACAAAGUGGACGAGGACGGGGGCGGGGGCAGCGUGCUAGGGCUCCUGUCGUACCUCUGGAUGUUCAUCGCGCUCGCGCUCUUCGCCUACCUCAUCACGACGGUUCAAAAUCAGGCGGGCAUCAUCAAAGUGCUGAAGCGCAGGGUCGCUACGAUGGAGUCCCGGCUGGGGCUUCAGCCUCUGUCCAUGGACUUGUGA
Messenger RNA from Micromonas commoda, 363 nucleotides. RefSeq lists its product with no specific name. The record is from RefSeq and is a predicted model, not a curated record. The transcript has a single exon. NCBI's taxonomy places the organism in Eukaryota, Viridiplantae, Chlorophyta, Mamiellophyceae, Mamiellales, Mamiellaceae. The coding region runs from base 1 to 363 and encodes 120 amino acids.